CUGGACAAAAAAAAUAGGGCCAAAAUCACAGAUUUGGGGUUCUGCAAACCCGAGGCGAUGAUGUCUGGCAGCAUCGUGGGCACCCCCAUCCACAUGGCUCCCGAGCUCUUCACAGGGAAAUAUGACAAUUCCGUGGAUGUUUAUGCCUUUGGGAUCCUGUUCUGGUACCUCUGCUCGGGCCAUGUGAAGUUACCUGAGGCUUUUGAGAGGUGUGCAAGCAAAGAUCACCUGUGGGGGUGCGGCCGGAGCGGCUCCCGGUGUUUGACGAGGAGUGCUGGCAGCUGAUGGAGGCGUGCUGGGACGGGGACUCCUCGCAGCGGCCCCUGCUGGGGAUCGUGCAGCCCAUGCUGCAGGGAAUCAUGGACAGGCUCUGCCGGCCGCCCCCCGAGCACCCCCACAAGGGCCUGGAUGACUCCACCUGAGCGGGAACCGGCGCAGGAUUGCGGGAAUUGAGGCGGGAAUUGGGCAAUUCCAGCCCCGGCCCUGCUGCGGAGCUGCGGGGACAGGGAGGGGCUCCGGGGGGGACGGCUCCAUCCCUAUGGAAUUGUGUGGGACAGGGGGGUGACAGCUCCAUCCCAAUCCCACCCUAUGGAAUUGUUUGGGAUGGGGAGGGGCUCCGGGGGGCACAGCUCCAUCCCUAUGGAAUUGUUUGGGAUGGGGAUAACAGCUCCAUCCCAGUCUUGUUAUCCCUAUGGAAUUGUGUGGGACGGGGAGGGGCUCCAGGGGGGACAGCUCCAUCCCAAUCCUAGCCUGUUAUCCCUAUGGAAUUGCUUGGGACAGGGGGUGACAGCUCCAUCCCAGUCCCACCCUAUGGAAUUGUUUGGGAUGGGGAUAACGGCUCCAUCCCGAUCCCGGUAUCCCUAUGGAAUUGUUUGGGAUGGGGAUAACAGCUCCAUCCCAAUCUUGGUAUCCCUAUGGAAUUGUGUGGGACAGGAGGUGACAGCUCCAUUCCAGUCCCACCCUAUGGAAUUGUUUGGGAUGGGGAUAACAGCUCCAUCCCAAUGCCACCCUAUGGAAUUGUGGGGGACACGGGGGUGACAGCUCCAUCCCGGUCCUGGUAUCCCUAUGGAAUUGUUUGGGAUGGGGAGGGGCUCCAGGGGGGACAGCUCCAUCCCUAUGGAAUUGUGUGGGACAGAGGGUGACAGCUCCAUCCCAAUCCUGGUAUCCCUAUGGAAUUGUUUGGGAUGGGGAGGGGCUCCAGGGGGGACAGCUCCAUCCCUAUGGAAUUGUGUGGGGCAGGGGGGUGACAGCUCCAUCCCGGUCCUGGUAUCCCUAUGGAAUUGUUUGGGAUGGGGAUAACAGCUCCAUCCCAAUCUUGGUAUCCCUAUGGAAUUGUGUGGGACAGGGGGGUGACAGCUCCAUCCCAAUCCCACCCUAUAGAAUUGUUUGGGAUGGGGAUAACAGCUCCAUCCCAAUGCCACCCUAUGGAAUUGUGUGGGAUGGGGGACUGGGUGACAGCUCUGUCCCAAUCCUAGCCUGUUCUCCCUAUGGAAUUAUUUGGGACAGGGGGGGACUCAUGGGGAUAACAGCUCCAUCCCAAUCCUUUUAUCCCUAUGGAAUUCUGUAGGACAGGGGGUGACAGCUCCAUCCCAAUCCCACCCUAUGGAAUAGUUUGGGAUGGGGAUAACGGCUCCAUCCUAAUCCUGUUAUCCCUGUGGAAUUCUGUGGGGCAGGGGUGUGACACGUCCAUCCCAAUCCCAGCCUGGUAUCCCUGUGGAAUUGUUUGGGAUGGGGAUAACAGUUCCAUCCCAAUCCCAUUCUCCCCAUGGAAUUGUGUGGGACAGGGGGAACUCAUGGGGGUGACAGUUCCAUCCCAAUCCUGUUAUCCCUAUGGAAUUGUGUGGGACAGGGAGGGGCUCAAGGGGGUGACAGCUCCAUCCCAGUCCCACCCUAUGGAAUUGUUUGGGAUGGGGAUAACAGCUCCAUCCUAAUCCUGUUAUCCCUGUGGAAUUGUGUGGCACAGGGAGGGGCUCAAGGGGGUGACAGCUCCAUCCCAGUCCCACCCUGUUAUCCCUAUGGAAUUGUGUGGGACAGGAGGGUGACAUCUCCAUCCCAGUCCCACCCUAUGGAAUUGUUUGGGAUGGGGAUAACAGCUCCAUCCCAAUCCCACCCUGUUAUCCCUAUGGAAUUCUGUGGGACAGGGGGUGACAGCUCCAUCCCAAUCCCACCCUGUUAUCCCUA
Zonotrichia albicollis (white-throated sparrow) is the source of this 2181-nucleotide messenger RNA. The record is from RefSeq and is a predicted model, not a curated record. Lineage: Eukaryota; Metazoa; Chordata; Aves; Passeriformes; Passerellidae.